Molecule: messenger RNA, 1824 nt
Organism: Raphanus sativus (radish)
Lineage: Eukaryota; Viridiplantae; Streptophyta; Magnoliopsida; Brassicales; Brassicaceae
Exons: 6
Coding region: 176-1522 (448 amino acids)
Biological process (GO): DNA-templated transcription termination
Source: RefSeq, a predicted model, not a curated record
UGCCAGCCUUUUCUCUUUACUCUCUCUCUCUCUCUCUAAAUUCUCUCUCCAAGACCUUACUCGAACCCUAGAGAAAGAGAAAGACAGAAACUUUGGAGGAUCCAACGGCGGAGUCCUUCGAGAAUUCUCAUCGGAGUGUUUUUCUACGGAUGAAGUUUGGGGCUUUAACAACACAAUGGAGGAUGAUGAUGUUGAUGAUCUCUGGGGUCCGCCACUUGUGGUGAAAGACGAUACCUUUGGUAAGCAGCUGCCUCUACGUGGUUGUGAGUUUUGGUUUGAUUUCAGAACAGAUGUGCUUGAAGAAAGUUUCCAGAUCGGGAGAUAUUGUGAGCUAGUGUGGACCAUACUUAACGAGAAGAAGAUCGAUGAACUUGGCUCUCCUCCUGAUUCGGACAAGACGCUCAGUGCUACUCUUCCUGAUGCUGACACUAGCUCUGCAAAAUCUUCUCUUGACGAGGAUGAGAACACGUCUAGCAUCAGCGAUGCUCAAACUAUGCAGAACAAAGAUUCCACUAACGAAACUGAAGAAGUUGACCCGGAAACAAACUUAAAGCCUCAGGAGGAGACAGCAGAAGCUAAUGAGGAAAUAACAGUUGAGGUUGUAGAAGAUGUGGAUACCUCUUUGAGCCCUGUGUUGGGGAACAACAUAGAGGAAGCUGAGGAACACUCUUGUUCAUCCUUGGUCACUCAGCAAGUCUUUGAUCCUAUAAAACAAGCUCCCGAGAACAAAUCUCCCUCUGCUAUAAUAAGCCAAGAGAACAAUGGAGAAGGUUCCACUUUGACGCCAUUAGUUGAGACCAAAGAGAAGGCAAAUGCUACAAACGAAGAUGGAGAAAUACUAAAGGAUCAGCAGAAGCAGAAGCAAAGCGAUAGCUUGCAAGACAUCGAAACUGCGUCUGAACCUUUUACCACAGAGUCUCUCUUAGAAAUGUGUGAUGAUGAACCGGAGAAAGGCAGAGAAGAAGAAGCCCCAAGCGAAAGAUCAAUGACCGAAGCUGUGAAGACCGUCGUUGUUAAGGAGGAGCCGAUCAUAAACAUGCUUACCGAGGCAAGGAUCAAGAUAGAGAGCAAGGAGGCAUCGUUGAAUCCUCCUGUGUCUGUCCCGAUCAAGAAGAGAAAGAGAGCUUCUGACUGCACGAGUUUGAUCAGAAACACCAAGCAGAAAGUAGUAGGAGGUGAGGUUAACACAACACCAACCGAGUCAAAACCCAAGAUCAUCAUCACCAAGGGUCCAAGUGUUCCUCCACCGCUUUCAGCUUCGACGCUUGAUUUGAUAGACAGAAUUAGACAGAGAAGAGGUUGGAAGACCAUCAUGGGUGAACCACCAGUGAUCUUACUAAGCGAGUUGCACGACAAGACAGGCAAGGAGCUAAGAAGCAUAGCCAAGGAGCUGAAAAUAACACAUUACUAUAAGAUGAAGAAAGAAGAUCUGCUUCAGAACUGCAUCAUGUGGCUAAAACUGCAGCUAACCGGUUGUUGCAAGGAGCAGAGAAUGGAGUCACAACCCCUCUCUCUGGUAUAGUUUAACAUUAGAACCUUACAGAAGAAUCCUUCUCUCUGUGCUCUUGGACCAUUAGCUUGUAUAAAUCACACGGGAGCUUGCUUUGGCUUUUAGAGUGCGUUUCAGGAUAGUCUAAAGUAGAAUAUUGUUAUUGGGGAUAUAUGAAGUUUGAUAUUUUCUUAGUAAAAAAUUGGUUCAGUCUUUUAGUAAAUUUAUCUGUUAUAUCAUCUUCUCUUCAUAAUCAUAUCCAACAAGUUUUAGACUAUAUGAAGCCAUGACUUGGACUAAUCAAAGGCUGAUCUAGAAGGGAAGGCCUAUAGAAU